Messenger RNA from Sphenostylis stenocarpa, 244 nucleotides. The record is from the annotation of a GenBank genome assembly. NCBI's taxonomy places the organism in Eukaryota, Viridiplantae, Streptophyta, Magnoliopsida, Fabales, Fabaceae.
AAUUAUUCAAUUUGCGAAUUUUUUCAAUUCGGACACCAUGUAUUUUGACAAAGAAGAAAAAGUUGUUGACAUUGCCUUUGCUCAGGACUGUGUGAGUGAGAUGGAGUAUGUUUCUGGUUUUGGUGCGUGCAACUCCUUCAUCCGAAGGAGAAGCAUCCGGAGUGCACGUGUGACCGACCCGCAUGCAUUAAAAAGCGCGCACACGUGGCUUGUGCUUUGGGCAAAGAACCUUCGUAAAAAGUGA